AUGAGGCUGUGGUACUGGCUGUCGCUGUGGGUGUGGCUGGCUGGGCUGGCAGCCACAGAAGCAGCGCCCAGUCCAGAGGGUACCAAAGUGCUCGCCCCAGAAGCAGAGUCUCCAUUCUUCAUAGACACACCUGACUUCUUUGAUUACCCAGACUCGGACCAAGCCAGGCUUCUGGCUGUGGCCCAGUAUAUCGGAGAGAAACCUGUGGUCUUUGUGAAUUCAGGUUCCAACUCCAAGCUCUUCCAUCGCAUCCUCACGGGCACCCUCGUGAUGGCCUUCUUCUUCCUCCUCCUCCAGUUCUGCACCCACGUGAGCUGCCAGAAAGGGGCCUGAAGACCUUGACAAGAGCCCUGAGCGUGACCUGAGUGUUGACCCCACCACCCCUGCGGAGAAAUAAGUCCUUGCUUUCUUCCUCCCUGACUGCUGGGUGGCCAGCCAGGUCCCUGCCCUUCCCUGUGGUCAUCCUGCUUCCAUUCCCCAGCCCCCACCUCUCCAUCCAGGCCCCAAAGAACUGGGUAAAGAGAGGGCGCUGCUGGCGGUCACGCAGAUCGUCUUUAUUAGCGGUCUGUAAAGCACCUCCCAGGGUCCCCGACCCCAGAUUGGAGGAAGCCUUGAGAGUUCUGUAGCACCAGGGACAUGCCAGGGCCCGAGGGCAAGAUGUGCGGCCAUACGGGAGGGGCUGGGCACUCCCACCUGCCCCGGGGGCACUCAGCACUGGGAAGGCAAGGCUGGGGGUAGCAGCUGCCUCCCUCCCUCACCCCAACAAACUAGUUUGGAUUUGGGCAUUUAAAUAAAUAAAAUAAAAUAAAAUAAAUAAGAUUCCUCAGGCUGGCCUCCCCUGGAGAGGAGCUCUGGGGGGGCCCAUGGAAGAGGGGGCAAGUUAGGGUGUCCUCUCCUUCCCCGAUGAUGGGAGCUGAGAGGGAUUUGCAGCAGAGGGGCUGGGAUGUCCUUGGCUGGGGCCUCCUUGUGUCCGACUCCCGGUCUCCUUGGACCCCCCGCCCGGCUCUCACAGCCCUCCAGCCCUGCAUGGUGGGAGGUGCCAUUCUCCAGAGCUUCUCCAGAGCAGGAGUGGGCAGGAAGGGGCUGGCCAGCCAGCGCAGGGGUCCGCCUCCUGAUCGCUUGGCCCUGGCCCCGGCCCUCACCCCUGAGGACAGGUGCCCCCACGGCGCUCUGAGUCCAUCUGUCAGUCCUGGGUCUGUCAGGCAAGAGGGCCCUGGCUCCCCACCCCGACCCAUCAGCCCCAGAGCCCAGUCCCCACAGGGCGGGGCAGCGCCAGGAGGGUGCCCAGACCCCAGCUCAGUCCUGGGUCUGACAGGGAGAGGGCGGCGGGGAGCCUCGGGGCCGGAAGAGGCGGCAGGCCCCACGGCAGAUGAGGAAGAAC
Molecule: messenger RNA, 1381 nt
Organism: Tupaia belangeri chinensis (Chinese tree shrew)
Lineage: Eukaryota; Metazoa; Chordata; Mammalia; Scandentia; Tupaiidae
Gene: FIMP1
Product: fertilization-influencing membrane protein 1
Exons: 4
Coding region: 1-333 (110 amino acids)
Biological process (GO): fusion of sperm to egg plasma membrane involved in single fertilization
Source: RefSeq, a predicted model, not a curated record